Molecule: messenger RNA, 1495 nt
Organism: Danio aesculapii
Lineage: Eukaryota; Metazoa; Chordata; Actinopteri; Cypriniformes; Danionidae
Gene: tmem176l.4
Product: transmembrane protein 176l.4
Exons: 7
Coding region: 159-902 (247 amino acids)
Cellular component (GO): membrane
Source: RefSeq, a predicted model, not a curated record
UCAAAGAAAAAAGGAAUGAAGAGAUAAAACAGAAGCAGAUUGAUUUCAUAUUCACUGUGGACCGACUGAGACGUGCCAUACAGACGUGCCAGAAAAGUAAACAAACAGGAGUUUUGGCCGUUGUUACCUGUGGGAAGUUUUUCACAUCUGUCUACAACAUGCCUCUGACCGUAUCUCAGAGUGAGGGUUUGGCGGUCAUCACCGUCACCUCAAACCCGAAGAGUAAAUGGCCCAUUCUGUGCCAGAUUCUGGGUUAUCUGUGCUACACUCCACUGUGUUCUGUGUCUCGGAUGAUGAUCGGAAAGCUGGAGAGCGUCCACAUUGGUCUUGGGAUUGUGCAGAUGAUCAUUGGCGUCAUCAAUAUUGCAAUGGGGAUUUUGUUCAUGUGCCUUGGAUAUUAUUUUAACAUGUACCUCAUAGCCUUCGGACCCUUUUGGAUUGGUAGUGUGGUCAUUGUAGUUGGCAUUGUGUGUGUUCUGGCAGCGAAGUUUCCUUCCUCUUGUCUGCUGAUGAUAGGAAUGUUAAUGAACGUUGUCAGCGCUGCACUGGGCAUCACAGCUAUUGUGCUGUAUUCACUUGACCUUUCAUUUGGACAUUGGCGACACUGGACAUGUGAGAGCUAUGAUAGUAAUUAUUACUAUUCAAGCUACGACCGUUACAGAACGCCUACCCCUGAAGAGAGUAUGAAACUGGAGAUGUGUCAGUACUACAACAAUCUCCUCAGCAUGAUCUGCGGAGGUCUGGAUAUCAUGAUGAUCGUGCUGUCGGUGCUUCAGCUCUGCGUGACCAUCAGUCUCUGUGUUCUGACUGGGAAAACUUUGUGCAAGAAUACUGAGGAUGCUGAGGAGGAUCCAGAUCUUAAAAAGCCACUUCUGGACGAUGACGCUGUUGGUGCUGCAUGAAAAGACAAACACUGAAAAUAAUCAUAGUUCCCAGCAAACAAUUUUGUGUUUCAUAGUCGUCUAAUAGACAUCUAAACGUACACAGCUUGGCUGAAACAAGGCUAAACUUGUGCUGUCAAUGAAAAUCAAGAAGAAGAAUAGCCCAAAACUAGACUAGACUCAAAUAGACAGAUUAUAUAGACUAUAUAGACAGACUUUAUGUCUGUAGCCAUACAUUUCUGUUUAUUUGAUGACUAGUCUAGUUUUGGCCUAUUCUUAGAUGUCUAUUAGAUGUUCACUGACAUCCCAAGUUUAGCCAUGUCUUAGUCGAGAUGUCGUGAUGUCUAUUAGACAUCUAUUAGACAUCUUUUAAAACAAAAAAUGCUUGCUGGGUUAUUUUUUUUGCUUGCAAUAGAAUGGCAUGUUGUACUAAAAUACAUUAAAUCAGAUUUCUUCUUUUUGAUCUGAAAAACUGUACUGAUAAAUGACCUUAAUUACACAUAUUUUACUUUUAUUAAAGUGGUGUUACUUUUAAUACUAAUACUAAUCCAAUUUUAGAGCAAUAUUUUGGGAUGCUUUCAUAUUAUAAUAAAAAUUAAAUGGCUUGGACGAAA